Staurois parvus is the source of this 2030-nucleotide messenger RNA. Lineage: Eukaryota; Metazoa; Chordata; Amphibia; Anura; Ranidae. The record is from the annotation of a GenBank genome assembly.
GUGUGUGUGACGGGCAGACCUGGAUGACGUGCAGCUCUGCUGAGAUCUUAUUGGUUUUUCUUCUGAUCUUUGUAGCUGGUCUCUGCCGAGACAUCACAGCCUGAUCAGUCUCCACCGCCACCACCGCCUCCUGAGACCAGACCGGAGCCUUCCCCUCUUCCUCCUCCUCUCCCACCGCCUCCUGUAGAGAGGACCAGUGGCAUUGGAGACUCACGCCCUCCCUCAUUCCAUCCAAAUGUAUCCGACAGCGCAGAGAACCUGGAUCAAGAAACCGAGACGGAGUCUGUUGUGUCUGUUCGACGGGAGCGCCCCCACGCAGACGGGAGAGUGCCGACCAAGUUUCUCUGAUAGGCCGAACUCUGAAUGGGCGGAGCGAUCGACACCUGUCUGGUUAUGAGUCGUCGUCCACCCUCCUCACCAGUGAGAUAGAGACCAGUAUCUGUGACUCCGAUGACGAUGACACCAUGAGCAGGUAUUCUGGCUCCACCGAGCAAAGCAGUGCAUCGCGCUUACUGAGAAACGCCCACCCGCCGCCAGCCGCAAACAGAGACCACAACCCAGCGCCUAGAAAGGCCUUCCCCUUUUUCCUUCCCUCAUUCUCCUCAUCCCUGAACAUAAUCACAGUGACGCUGAACAUGGAGAAGUACAACUUUCUGGGGAUCUCUAUUGUGGGGCAGAGCAACGAGCGCGGGGAUGGAGGAAUCUACAUCGGUUCCAUCAUGAAGGGAGGAGCAGUAGCAGCUGCAGACGGGAGGAUUGAGCCUGGAGACAUGUUACUGCAGGUCAAUGAUAUAAACUUUGAGAAUAUGAGCAACGAUGAUGCCGUUCGGGUCCUAAGAGAAAUUGUCCAUAAACCGGGUCCAAUCGUUCUGACUGUGGCGAAAUGCUGGGACCCCUCCCCCCAAGGUUACUUCACUCUUCCCCGCAAUGAGCCCAUCCAGCCUAUUGACCCGGCUGCCUGGGUGUCGCACUCCGCAGCGAUGAGCGGCUCCUACCCGGUGUAUCCUGGUAGUGCUUCCAUGAGCAGCAUGACUUCCAGCACCUCUGUGACCGAAACCGAGUUGUCCCACGCUCUCCCACCAGUGUCCCUCUUCAGUCUGUCCAUACACACAGAUCUGGCAUCUGUAGUAAGGGCCAUGGCUUCUCCAGAAUCGGGCCUUGAAGUCAGAGACCGAAUGUGGCUGAAGAUUACCAUUCCCAAUGCCUUCCUGGGCUCCGAUGUGGUGGAUUGGUUGUAUCACCAUGUUGAGGGAUUCCAGGACCGGCGAGAGGCUCGUAAGUUUGCCAGCAAUUUACUGAAAGCGGGAUUCAUCCGGCACACGGUCAACAAGAUCACCUUCUCAGAGCAAUGUUACUACAUCUUCGGGGACCUCUCGGGAUACAUGGCUAAUCUAUCGCUGAAUGACAACGAUGGAUCCAGCGGUGCCUCUGAUCAGGACACUCUGGCUCCUCUUCCUCUCCCUGGAGCGUCCCCUUGGCCUCUUCUCCCCACCUUCUCCUAUCAGUAUCCGGCUCCUCACCCGUACAGCACACAACCUCCGGCCUAUCAUGAGCUCUCCUCCUACAGCUACGGCCUGGGCAGUGCCGGGAGCCAGCACAGCGAAGGGAGCAGAAGCAGUGGAUCUACUCGUAGUGAUGGUGGCCGUGGAGUGCAGAAAGAAGAGCGAUCCGGAGGCGGUGGUGGAGACUCCAAGUCGGGAUCUGGCAGCGAGUCGGAAUACUCCACACGUAGCAGCGUGAGGAGGGGUGGAGCAGAGGCGGGUCCACCUAGCGAACGUUCUGCUCGUUCUCAGCCGUCUCACCACCCUCAUCACCCCUCCUCCAUCCAUUCUUACCCAGCUCCGGGUGUCCCCCUCUCCUACAACCCCAUGAUGUUGAUGAUGUCUUGUCCUCCUUCCUCAUCCGUUCCCCCUGGUGCUCCUCCCCUCGUCCGUGACCUCGCAUCGGUUCCUCCUGAGCUGACUGCCAGCCGCCAAUCGUUUCACAUGGCCAUGGGCAACCCUAGUGAAUUCUUUGUUGAUGUCAUGUGA